Messenger RNA from Arachis duranensis, 1012 nucleotides. Its product is annotated as 40S ribosomal protein S8. Gene Ontology annotation, cellular component: cytosolic small ribosomal subunit; ribosome. Gene Ontology annotation, molecular function: structural constituent of ribosome. Gene Ontology annotation, biological process: maturation of SSU-rRNA from tricistronic rRNA transcript (SSU-rRNA, 5.8S rRNA, LSU-rRNA); translation. NCBI's taxonomy places the organism in Eukaryota, Viridiplantae, Streptophyta, Magnoliopsida, Fabales, Fabaceae. The transcript has 5 exons. The record is from RefSeq and is a predicted model, not a curated record. Bases 131 to 787 code for a protein of 218 amino acids.
UUAGGGUUCUUUAAAAAAAAAAGAACAAAAGAGAGAAAAGAGAACAGACACACAUAUAUAUGCGCCACAACUAGGGUUUUAAGCUGGUGAUAGUUGUGGGAGGCGACUCGGUGCUUUUGGUUCAACCAAGAUGGGUAUUUCCAGGGAUUCUAUGCACAAGAGGCGCGCCACUGGUGGCAAGAAGAAAGUUUGGAGGAAGAAGAGAAAGUAUGAGCUUGGACGCCAGCCAGCCAACACUAAGUUAUCGAGCAACAAGACGGUCAGGAGGAUUCGUGUAAGAGGUGGCAAUGUGAAGUGGAGGGCAUUGAGGUUGGAUACAGGAAACUAUUCGUGGGGUAGUGAAGCUGUGACUCGCAAGACUCGUAUUCUUGAUGUUGUUUACAAUGCCUCAAACAAUGAGCUCGUGAGAACUCAGACCCUUGUCAAGAGUGCCAUUGUUCAGGUGGAUGCUGCUCCGUUCAAGCAGUGGUACCUUCAGCAUUAUGGUGUUGAUAUUGGCAGGAAGAAGAAAACAGCAGCUGCCAAGAAGGAUGCUGCCGAGGAAGGUGAGACCCCCGCAGAGGAAGCCAAGAAAAGUAACCAUGUGCAGAGAAAAAUCGAGAAACGCCAGAAAGAUCGUAAGCUUGAUCCCCAUAUUGAAGAGCAGUUUGGUGGUGGGAGAUUGCUGGCUUGCAUUGCUUCUCGACCUGGGCAAUGUGGCAGGGCUGAUGGCUAUAUUUUGGAAGGUAAGGAGCUUGAGUUUUACAUGAAGAAAAUCCAGAAGAAGAAGGGAAAGGGUGCUGCCUAAUUAUUCUAUUCUCACACUUGUAUUUUGGAUUUGGUCGUCUCUGUUGGAGAUUGGUUACAUUCUUGGUGAUUUUUCACCGUCAUCACCUUCUGAAUGAAGCCAUUACUUGUUAGUGUGACCUAAUGCGAAUUGUUAUCUUAGUUUUGUUUUAAUUUUGUUCUUUUUUGAAAGAUUACUAGUAAUUUUCAGUAAAAAGUUUUGAAAUUGAUAUUGAUGGAUGGAUAA